Thermothelomyces thermophilus ATCC 42464 is the source of this 1656-nucleotide messenger RNA. RefSeq lists its product as uncharacterized. NCBI's taxonomy places the organism in Eukaryota, Fungi, Ascomycota, Sordariomycetes, Sordariales, Chaetomiaceae. The coding region runs from base 616 to 1656 and encodes 346 amino acids. The record is from RefSeq and is a predicted model, not a curated record. Gene Ontology annotation, biological process: regulation of DNA-templated transcription. The transcript is spliced from 6 exons.
CAUUUUACGGCACGUCGCCGGCUGAUCUAAACCUGGCGGGCCACUGCACGAAGGAACCCCCCGUGCGCCUCACGUUUGCGACCAAAUCGUCGGGUCCCGGGAACUAAACUUUACAACUACGUCGCUGCGGCUCUGGUGCUUGACUAGCUCGUUAGCGCGCCCCAGAUCGCACGCUAAUCGCUUCGCGGAAUAUCACUGCGCGUGCACCACCCCAACUCGCCAGCAACCAGAAACCCACCCAGCCUAUUCUUGUCCGGGCCUGCACGACUAAAUUAGUGCUGGUCCCCUCCGGCCUCUCUCCACCUCGCCUCUUGACACACACCCCCUCUCCACCUACCAACCAUCUUGGGUGCUGCCGCCAGGUGGGACUCCAUCAAAUAAAUCCAAGGCCCUGCCUCACCAGCCAAAAAAAAACCACCUCGCGUCUUUCCAGCCGGACCACUACCGACGUGAACCGCCAAGGUCUCGUCUUGAACACUCCACCACAACUCACUCCCGUCUGCGCCUCCCUAAUCAUUUACGCAUCCUUGGAUUACGCUUGAGCGAGAGGCACCGCCGCGUGUCGAGCAGACGUUCUUAUCCUGUACCCCGACUCAGGAUCCCUUUCAAUCCCUAAUGGAGCGCGCCGCCCCCGAGUAUUCGCAGUCAGAUCCGGCAUCUGCUGCUCAGUACGCGACACAGCCGGAGGCGCGGUCAGCCAGCUACUCCAACUCGGCCACUCCUACCUCGGAAUAUAGCGUGUAUCCGACAACUUCGAGGUCGGCCACGUUCCCAGACAUGCAGCGCUCCUACCACCCCGCCAGCAACCCUCCCGGGAGCGGUGGCGGGAUGCCGCAGACACCAACAAGUCCGUCCAUGCCUCUGCCAGAUGGGCGCAGCCAUCAGAAUCCCCAGCCGGAGCAGGCCAAGUCUGACAGCGCUCUGCCUAUAGAUCCUUCCAUUGCAGGUGCAAGCCCGACAUAUGCAACUCACAGUCAAUAUCCUCCAUAUGCCGCCCCGCCCCCAGACAUGUCUCAAGGGUACCAGCAUCCGGGCACCCCGGGCUUGUACACACAGCCUCGCCCCGACUGGGGUGGCUACGGUCAGCAGCCUGCCAGUAGCUUCGUCCCCAUUCCUGGCGCACAGCAGCACAAGCGGCCCAGGAGGCGGUAUGAGGAAAUCGAGCGCAUGUACAAAUGUGGCUACAACGGAUGCGAAAAGGCCUAUGGCACUCUGAACCACCUCAACGCCCAUGUGACCAUGCAGGGGCACGGUGCUAAGCGUACUCCAGAUUUGUUUAAGGAUAUUCGCCGCGAGUGGAAAGCCAAGAAGAAGGAGGAGGAAGCUCGCAAGGCUGCGGCUGCCGAGGAGGAGCGCCAGCGCCAGGCUGCUGCUGCUGCGGCGGCGGCGGCGGCGGCCCAAAACGGAGGAAACACAGAUCCACAAACUGGCGUGGAGGCUGCGCAACCCCCGACGUCUUAUCCCGGCUCGGGAACAGUCCAACUGCCCCCUAUCGGUUACCAGCCGGCCCGCUACGCAGGGCCGCCUCCGGCCGGUAUGCAGCAGCCGAUCCCCGAGUACAACAACUAUCCUAGUUACUCGCCCGCGUCACCUUACGGCCAGUCGAACCAGCAGAUGUACAAUACGCACAAUGGUGGCCAGCCGCCGAGCCACUAG